Messenger RNA from Kickxella alabastrina, 1390 nucleotides. RefSeq lists its product as uncharacterized. NCBI's taxonomy places the organism in Eukaryota, Fungi, Kickxellomycota, Kickxellomycetes, Kickxellales, Kickxellaceae. The transcript has a single exon. Bases 81 to 1253 code for a protein of 390 amino acids. The record is from RefSeq and is a predicted model, not a curated record.
GAUAUUUCAAAACUUUUGCUUUUUAUUUCAUAUACUUUUUAAUUAUCUAAAACAGCCAGUUAUACAUAUAAUAUUCAAAAAUGGGAAACCAGAUAUCUUUUACAGUGACGGAGAGCGAGCUACAGCGCCAGAAAGCCAAUGAGAGAGCGAGCACACCAAUGGACCCGCGAGGCAAAAUAGACGCAAUAAUGAUGGUUGUAUUUGCGUCUAUUUACUCUUUCGAUUUUUUGACGGUUCUCUUCUUACUGUGGAACAGAAAUUAUCCGCCACUUAAGUCAAAGGGUCCAAUAAUCAUGACCUUGAUAAUAUUGAUAUCUAUGAUCUGGUUUGUCGGCGAUCUCCAAGGCAAUGGGCACCUGCCUUUGGCAAACACGCCACUGACUAACUGCAAAGCGUUUGGAUUCUGGAUGCGAAUUCUAAUGGGCGCGUGCACCAUCUGUGCAUUGACAGCAUUCAGGGCGUACGGACUGUACCGUGUUUUUUUCCUGAAUCUUCCGUACCACACCGUCGGACUCUACCUGCCGUUUGUCAUAUAUUAUGCGUGCCUUCUCAUUUAUGGAGUGGUUUGCCAGGUAUUGAAGCCUGAAAUAACGGUUAUGUACCUGCCGUCUAUUGACAUCUGCAAGUAUACCCGGCCAUUCAAGAUGUCACUAUUUGUGUUCAUGUGGUUGAGCUGGGUUGCUAUGAUGGGGGUAUUCUGGAAAAUCCGUAAUAUCAAGAGUUCGUUCAACGAGGGUCGCGAAAUGCUAAUAUCUUGUGGGAUCAUAUUUGGAGCACUUUUAAGUGCAACAGUCAUGAAUGUCUCACGCCCCCUGUAUCCCUUGAGCUUGUCUCUUCGUGUAAUAACAACAGUUCUAAAUCAUUUUGCGGCCAAUGCACUGUGGUGGAUUAUCAUGGCGGUACCCAUGUACAACUGUAUGUUUAAUCGGCAGGAGUACCUCAAUCGGUGGAUUCUGAAGCUGCGCAAGGACGGUCUGCAGAACGAGUACGAUAUUGAUCCAAACGCGUCUGGUAACCAUAGUCGUAUAUCGUCUUCCUCCAACAAUGCACGCGAAAUUAUUUUGCAUUCGACCAUUGUGGGAGGAGGAAAUAAGAGAGGAUUUUUACCGAUGAACGGCGGAAGCCUUCAGAGCAAGGAGUCUGAUUCUAGACUAAGUUCGCAAUAUGUAUUUUUGCGCCAUUCAGAAAGCCCAUUUAAUGGUGAUCGUGGAAUCGAUUACUCCCAAGGUUCGCGAUCGAUGGGCGCAAUGUAGUGACGUAUUAAGAAUGCUGUAGCGGAAAAUAGACUACAGUCAUCGACUUUUAACAUUUUGAAUGAAUUUUGAAUGUUGCGCCCUUGGUUGUUUUUAUCAACUGUUAAUAUAAUGCUCCAUAUUCAUUUUUAUACACA